AUGCCGCUUAAAUUUGCCCCGAAAGCUUUAAACCCUGAAGAUUCGAUGCGGCUUGCGGUUGUCCACAUGCUGCGGCAUGAUAACGCUGUCAUUCUACAAACGUUUACCGGCAACCGCGGCAGCAGUGCGACUCGGCGAGGAAGACUGCUGCGAUUUAUGCCGCAUUUUCCGUUUUGCCCAACAGAAAGGACAGGAGAGACGGCAGAAGAGGCGCCGCAUGUUGUGGAAAUAGCGCCGUUGCAACUGCCGUACUGGGCACGCGGAUCCUCAAGGGAGACGAUGUGGCCUGCGGCUCGGACACCGGGGGCGGUACAUCCGUCACCACCACAUUCCCCGCAUUUUCUUGCGGAGGGGUCGUCUUCUUUGUUCUUCUCCAUCUCGCUGCCACAUUUUGACCUGCCGCUUGUAUUCGCGUCUCCGCGUCGUGAGCGGCGGUGCUCGCGGGCUUGCCGGGCUGAGUGGUCACCUCGGGCAGUGAUGGACAGAGAUGUCGCUGCAACAUGGGACGAGAUGCUGUCGGCGUUCUGCGCUGCGUGGAGCGCCGCGGUGCGAAUAGAAAAAACUCCAUUCGCGUUGCUUCCGCCGUCGCUCUCGCAUCCGCUUCUGGCGGAGCAGCCGCUGGGAGAGGGACGUGUGCCGCUUCAGGACGAGCCGGCAGCGUCAUUUCGUAUGGAUCCCAUCGUCGUUCCACGCCGCAAGUUGGACCGGCAACGAAGUGAACGCAUGCUUCCACCCAUUCUGGCGGUUGAUGUUGCGGGCAAAUGGAACGACACUCCGUCGGCAUUCAAAUCGCAGGAGGCCGUCCUGCAGCGUCGGUUUCUCGCAGUGGCACGGACGCUGGAACGCACAACAGCAGCGCCGUCUCCCCCGUUGAUUGUGGCGUCAGUUGACACGCCUCUGACAAGCGAUGCCGCAGGCGAGUGUGAGCGUCUCGAGUUGGCCAGUGUUGCCGUCCCCCCGCUUAUGUGCACACAGAGAAUGAAGGCUGGACGCCCGUGGCGAGAGGGGGGCCACGCUGGCGCGCGGAACACUCUCGUGCACGAACAUUCUGAAUCGCUCUUUUCACGAAUGCCUUCGUGCAUGACGCGCGCCACGGAGCUGCGAUUUCCCGAAGGGAAACACAUGCGGCAGACCUUGACGCUGCGGAAUACCGCAAAGGAACGUCUGCAAAAAUUAUUUGGUUUGCGUCCACCCCGACGUCAUCGACAAAAAAUGACUGAAUGGUUUUCUACGAGCAAAUUCUCCAUUGCGCGAAGUCGUGAACUCGCCGCCGCUGCACUGUUACCCUCAACGGUGCUGUCAGCCGCAUCGCGCGUGAAGCCGCCGCAUUGCUCUGAGAGGAAGAGGAGGCGUGGAGAUUUUCCUCCGUCACCGCAACCACUGCAACUGUUGCCACAUGUGCGCGCUACAGCCGUCUUUGCCUUUUCCUCGUGGCAGCCAUUAACAUUGGAGGAGGAGGAGGAGGAAAACAAUGACACCUGCUGCGAGGAAGACUUAAAGAUUGCUCCCUGGCGUGUGUUUCCGCGAGAAGUCGAACUGCAAAGCUUCCAGCAGCUGCUUGAGCGUGGGAUAGAGCGGAAUGGCAAAGCGAUGCGUGUGGGGAAUUACGAUGAGGAGGAGGAGUGGUACCAUGCCGCCUUUGUGCAUGACGUUAAUACCAUGCCGCUGCCGUACAGAGAGGUUUCUAAUCUUGUUGAAGAUGCGAGGUUACAUUACUGCUAUCGGCUGGCGCUGCAUCGAGAAAAGCGGCGUCUUGGCCUUUGA
Trypanosoma cruzi is the source of this 1764-nucleotide messenger RNA. RefSeq lists its product as uncharacterized. The transcript has a single exon. Lineage: Eukaryota; Euglenozoa; Kinetoplastea; Trypanosomatida; Trypanosomatidae. Bases 1 to 1764 code for a protein of 587 amino acids. The record is from RefSeq and is a predicted model, not a curated record.